AUGUCGUCUAAUGUCAGCUUACCAGACUUUGAUGAGCAUCAAUUUCUGGUGAACUCUCUUCAGACCAAUCUGCCACAAUCCAGAGCGAAUACUCAAAUGGAAACCACGAGCAACGACUAUUCGGUAUAUCAUCAGCAACAGCCGAUCAAUAUGAUGGGAGUACCUAAUCAUCAUUCUGAGAAUAUAUUUGAGCCUAGUUUUGGAUACGCUACAUUGUCGCCUCGAUCGUCUAGGUUGGGAUCCGGCGCAACAUUUUCAACGGAUUUUGGCUACCUUGCAGCGGACACAACUGACCAUAAACAGUACAACUGGCUAUACGAUUCUAUGGAUGCGUACAUGCCAACCAUGAACAACGUAGACGGAGACUUCCUGGUCAAUAGUUUAAUGCAACAGCAACAAGACAGCUGUUUUACAAACGAAGCGAUUGAAACGGCGAUAGGAGGAAUGUCUUGCAAUUACGUAUCAAUGAAUGAUGUAAAUUCACUUGUAUCUGAUAUAGAUUGUAAAAACUUUAGCGGCCAACCAACGAGGGUAGCUAAUGAUAAGCAUCAGAUGGUGGACGAGAAAAUGUCAGCUCCCUCGUCCAAUAGCCCACAAUAUUCCUCCAUAUUUUCAUCCAAGAGUGGUUCAGAUACAUCAUUAUCACCAAAACACACUCGAUCCUUCUCAUCGUCUGAGACAUCCAACAAUUCAGAUGAAGAUUCCGAAGUCGAUGACUUGUUCAGUUCCAGACAGUCGGAUAUGUUUACGGCCUGGAGGAACCCACCUGCUCAGGAUAAGAAAAUUUUCAUCAAGAUCAAAAAGUCUCAAAGCUCAGGCACCUUGAACAGCAAGUCUCUUGGUCAGCGAAAGUUAUCCAAAAAAUCUUUCACAAACUUAUACCUCACCUCUGUCAAUCAAGCUAAAAACAUGGGAAAACGAACUGACAAAGCUCGAAGAAAAUUUGAGUCUCCACCCCACAGUGCUCGAUCCACCUCCUCCCUGGCAUCCUUGACACAAUCCUCCAAUGCCCUAACCCUCUCUGAUUCUAUCACUCGCGAUUUGGCUUGCCAUGGUGCUUCAGAAGAAGAAGAAGAGGAUGAUACCCCUUAUGUUGACGAUGAAGAUGACGAAGAUGACGACGACUACCGUCAUGCAACCGCUAUUUCAACCCACAACCAUAGCAAGAAGGGCCGCAAUGUCGACAAAGCAUGCAACCAUUGCAAGCGUUCCCAUCUUCGCUGUGACGAUAUGCGCCCUUGUAAACGCUGCGUGUCUACAGGAAAGACUGGCUGCAAAGAUGUGGAGCAUAAACCACGUGGCCGCCCAAAGAUCCACAAGAAAUAA
Messenger RNA from Umbelopsis ramanniana AG, 1326 nucleotides. RefSeq lists its product as uncharacterized. The record is from RefSeq and is a predicted model, not a curated record. Gene Ontology annotation, molecular function: zinc ion binding; DNA-binding transcription factor activity, RNA polymerase II-specific. Bases 1 to 1326 code for a protein of 441 amino acids. Gene Ontology annotation, biological process: regulation of DNA-templated transcription. The transcript is spliced from 2 exons. Lineage: Eukaryota; Fungi; Mucoromycota; Umbelopsidomycetes; Umbelopsidales; Umbelopsidaceae.